Neogale vison (American mink) is the source of this 2352-nucleotide messenger RNA. It is a transcript of the gene ENSA, whose product is annotated as endosulfine alpha. Gene Ontology annotation, molecular function: protein phosphatase inhibitor activity. The record is from RefSeq and is a predicted model, not a curated record. The transcript has 3 exons. NCBI's taxonomy places the organism in Eukaryota, Metazoa, Chordata, Mammalia, Carnivora, Mustelidae. Gene Ontology annotation, cellular component: cytoplasm. Bases 16 to 363 code for a protein of 115 amino acids.
GGUCGAUGGGGGUAAAUGACCCGACAACCCAGGCCAGGGCCUCGCUUCAGAAAGCUAGAGGUGGAGGACACACAGGAGAAAGAAGGUAUUCUCCCUGAGAGAGCCGAGGAGGCAAAGCUAAAGGCCAAAUAUCCAAGCCUAGGACAAAAGCCUGGAGGCUCUGACUUCCUCAUGAAGAGACUCCAGAAAGGGCAAAAGUACUUUGACUCAGGAGACUACAACAUGGCCAAAGCCAAGAUGAAGAAUAAGCAGCUGCCAAGUGCAGGACCAGACAAGAACCUCGUGACUGGUGACCACAUCCCCACCCCACAGGAUCUUCCCCAGAGAAAGUCCUCGCUCGUCACCAGCAAGCUUGCGGGGUAACCUGGGCACCCCCUCUGUCCCCUUCCUCACCCACUGGACUUUUGUAUAUCAUAAGCAGGGAUGGAAUGAGCGCUAGUUAGCUCUUCUCAGCUUGCUAGCCAGAAAUGACUGUGAUUCUGCUGGGGGCUGCUAAGAAGGUGAUGUGGGUUGGAAAGGGGUUCUGAGUUCAUUUCUUGGAUUAAAUUGAGAUUUCCAUGCCCUCAUUGUAGCCCAGGUAGGGACCCAAGAGUGAGAGACUAGGAUUAGAUCUUGCUGCAAAUGCUCUUUUUUCUUUUGUAUGAGAAACUGUAGAGAUGUGAUUUUUCCUUUUGGAAGAGACUAUCCCAAAAUUGGCUGGGCUAAGUCUUGGGAAUAAUUCGGUAGGUUUACAUCCAGAGGCUAACCUGACAUAGCUGGGAAAGGUAGAGUGAAUGAGAUCUGUUUUCUGUGCUUCUAAGUGUUUUUUUCCCUUAGGCUGCUAUUGCUUCGUGUUUCCAUUAUGGCAGGUUUAGAGAAUCCUCAAAAAGAAAAAGUGGUUUGCUUGCCUAAAACUGCAGUGCCCACUUAACCUCCCUUACUCAGAGAGUCUCUGACAGUUGGCCCUGGCUCUUACAUAAUGUAAAGAUUGGAGCACAUCAUUUACAUGAAAUGGGUACCUUCUCUCUCUCUUGCUUUUGCAAGUGUGGGGUAGUGGAAAGAGCACUGGGUUUGAAGUUAAGAUAUGUGGGUUCUAGUUGCUCUCUGAGCAGAACUGGUGUGUAAAUUGGUCAAGUCAUUUAACCUCUAUGGAUUUCUAUUUCCUCAUCUGUAACAGAAGUGAAUAUAGAUAGGAUUGAUUCAAAUUUAAAAUUCAUUUAACUGCCAGCUGAAAAAAGUCUUUGCUAUUUUUGUAAAACUAAAUGAGGGAGACCUGUGGCUGAGCCCACAGAGUGGAACCAUUUGAGGACUGCAUGAGGAGAGAGGACAUUGAGAUUUGGGAGGUACAGGUUCAGUCAAGGAGGCCUCAGAAGUAUCGUGGCCUCAGAAGUAUCGUGGUCUUAAGGGUCAAAGAAAAAGUUGUAAGAAGCUAGCUUCUAUGGAAGCUUCUUGUCUCUGGCCCCACCCACUCUCCUGGCCUCCAGUCUGAACCUUUGCUACAAAAACCUGCUGUGGCAGCCCAGCUGUAGGCCUGAGGACACAUGCUCAGUCACACAUAUGUGGUGGAUUCCCACGUUUCAGAUGUAGUCAGAUGCCAGGUGUAUUGUUAGGGAGAACAGAAGAAAAGGGACAAGCUGAAGCCAGCCUCCAGGCCUUGGAACUGUGGCAAGGCUAGAGCAGCAGGUUCUUAGGAAGAUGAUUCACCUGGGAGGAAGCUGGUGGGGGAAGGUGAUAAGGGAGAGAAAGCUCUGCCAUCCCAGAGGCAGGUAACUCAGCACCUGUGGGAUGAGUAGCAGCAAUGCGGACUCGUGAGCAGGUGGGGGAGAGGGGUGCUGGUGGCCAGCACCUUCAGCCUACUUAACUUGACCUGAAUCCUACUGCUGGUUAGCACAGAGACGGCCAGGGAAAGAACCAACUGUUCAAGAGAGCAAGAUCCUGUAAUCCUCUCUUGUCCUCUCACCUCAUAAAUUCUGAUAUGCCAAACAUUUGGCCUGAUGAGAAUGACCAUGAACUUGCUGAUGCACAUGUGGGGUGAUGGCAGGUGUAUAUACUUUUUCCCUGACUGGCCAUUCACUUUUCAGGCUGUCGCUCAGAUUGGAUAGGAGGGAGUUGGUGAGGAAGGAAUGGAGAGAGCAGGAUCCCUGGAUUCCCUGGCCCCCAGACUCCUUUGACUGUCACUUGUAAUUGUAUAUAAUUUUUGUGUUUCUUGCUCCAUUCCUCAUGCUGUCUUCCUUAGUCUAAAGUCUGUGUGGGACGGGGAAAUUGCCGAACAUCCUUGUAUAGUUUCCUCAACUGUCGCAGCCAUGUUGUACAUAUAGAUAUGUCAUGUUAUUAUAUAUAUAAAUAUAUAUAUAAUUUUGUACGUUUUCUUCA